AGAAAUGAGAAAUCUCCCCACGAGUUUAAAGUUUAAACCCCAUUAUUGUCUUCUUCUUCUUCCUCUUCCUCUUGCCAAGUCGCCAUUAUAGGAGCUCUGAAUGUGUAGAGUGGGAGAGAUCAUAAAUGGAAAACUCGCUUGCACCCAUACGCUUUAUUCUCCUCCUCGGAGCAGCUGCCGCGGCGGCGGCGGAUAUUCUUCCCGGGUCAACCCUCUUUGCAUCCGACCCGAAUUCAACCUGGCCGUCUCCCAAUAACACAUUCACUCUCUCCUUCUUCCAGGACGAUCCCGGGAACCCCAACUCCUUCUUCGCCGGAAUCCGCUACGACGCCCGGAUCCCCAUCUGGAAGGCCGGCGGUGACUCCGGCUCCGUCUCGUCCUCUGCAUCUCUCCGUUUCCUCCCCAACGGCGACCUCCAGCUCACGUCCGGCGGCGGAAGCUCCCCCACCGUCGUCGUCUGGAGCUCGAACACCGCCGGCCGCGGCGUCUCCUCCGCGCGCCUUGACGACUCAGGUAACCUCGUUCUCCGGAACGCCACCGCCCCCAACAUCUGGUCCACUUUCGAUAACCCCACCGACACCAUAGUCCCCUCCCAGAAUUUCACCCUGAACAAUACUUUGAAAUCUGGGAAAUUCUCAUUCAAGCUCAGACAGAACGGGAAUUUGACCCUUCUGUGGAACAAUUCAAUCACUUAUUAUAAUUCUGGGUUUAAUUCUUCUGCCGAUUUCGAAUUAAAUUCCCCCAGUUUGAGUAUGAAUCCGGUGGGUAUUCUCUCCCUCUUCGACCCUUCCCUUCCCAACCCUUUGAAACUGGUUUACAGUAGCGAUUACUCCGACGAGGGCGAUAUUCUGAGAUUCGUGAAGCUCGAUGACGACGGGAAUCUCAGGAUUUAUAGCUAUAAUAAGAAAGGGAGUAGAAAUCCCAUUCUGCGGUGGUCUGCUCUGAGCGAUCAAUGUCGGGUGUUUGGGUACUGUGGGAAUUUCGGGAUCUGCAGCUACAAUGAUUCUGGCCCGAUUUGCAGCUGCCCGUCGGAGAAUUUCGCUCCAGUGGAUCCUGAAGAUCUCCGGCAAGGGUGUCGGAGGAAAGUGGAACUGGGGAGCUGUUCUUCCAAUCAGAGCAUCUUGCAGAUGGAUCACAGUGUGUUCUUGACCUAUGAUCCCGAGCUUUCUUCUCAACAGACCAUCUCCGCUGGGAUUUCAGCCUGUAGGCAAACCUGUCUCGUCAGUGCCGCUUGUAUUGCUUCCACCGCGCUGGCUGACGGCACCGGGUUUUGCUACCAGAAGCUACCGAAUUUCGUCAGCGGGUAUCGGUCCCUCACCCUGCCGAGUACUUCUUUUGUCAAGGUCUGCGGGACCCCAUUGCCUUACCCGUCCCAUGACGACUCGGAGAAGAAGAAGAAAAGUGGGUCCGAGUUGCCGGGGUGGGUGGUUGGGGUCGCCGUGGCGGGCUCAAUUCUGGGCUUGAUUCUGUUCCAGGCUGGCCUUUGGUUGUGGUGUUUCAGAAACAGGCCCAGAUUUAGCCCGCUGCCCGACCAACUUGCGCUCCUCGAGUAUGCUUCCGGCACGCCCGUCCAGUUCUCAUACCGGGAUCUUCACCGAGCCACGGGAGGGUUCAAGGAGAAGCUAGGGGAUGGGGGAUUCGGCGCGGUUUAUCGCGGCGUUCUUCGCGCUAACAAUAGAACAAUUGUUGCAGUGAAGCAGCUCGAAGGGAUCGAGCAAGGCGAGAAGCAGUUCCGGAUGGAGGUCGCGACGAUCAGCAGCACCCACCAUUUGAAUCUGGUGAGACUCAUCGGGUUUUGCUCCGAAGGACGCCGCCACAGGCUUCUAGUCUACGAGUUCAUGAAGAACGGGUCCCUCGAUCUCUUCCUCUUCUCCGGAAAGUUCUUGAAGUGGGAACAACGUUACGUCAUCGCUCUGGGAACUGCCAGAGCGAUGACGUACCUCCACGAGGAAUGCCGCGAUUGCAUUGUCCAUUGUGACAUCAAGCCCGAGAACAUUCUCUUGGACGACAAUUACAAUGCCAAGGUUUCGGACUUCGGGCUUGCCAAACUCGUGAACCCAAAAGAUGACAGGCACAGAACCCUGACGAGCAUAAGAGGGACGAGAGGGUAUUUGGCUCCAGAAUGCCUCGCGAAUCUACCCAUCACGUCCAAAUCCGACGUGUACAGCUUCGGGAUGGUGUUGCUAGAAAUAGUGAGUGGGAAAAGGAAUUUCCACGUCUCGACGGAGACGAACGGGAAAAAGUUUUCCACGUGGGCAUACGAAGAAUACGAGAAGGGUAACGCGAGCGCGAUUCUGGAUAAAUCACUAGGUGCCCAUGAGAUUGAUAUGGACCAAGUGAUGAGGGCCAUUGAAGUGAGCUUUUGGUGCAUCCAAGAGCAAAUCUCUCAGAGGCCAAAGAUGGGCAAGGUGGUUCAGAUGUUAGAAGGUGUUUGUCACUUCGAUAGGCCUCCGUCCCCGAGAGCCCCGACAGAUCGGAAUAGCAUAAAUAUGGCUAGUAGCUCAACUUCGUCUUCUCGUUCCGGGCAGAAUCUGGAGCGGGCUUCUUCGUCGCUCUUACACGCAGAUUAAGUUCAUCAAUGGGAAUGGUUUUGUUCUUGAGAAAUGGUUUAGACAAUUGUUGUAUUUCUUCAUGCAAUUAGUAUAUAUGUAGUAGUAAUAUAGAGUACAAGAGAGUAUUUGUUUGGUAUAUAGGUCAUCCCACUGUCAUGUAGUAAAAGUUUAACAAGUCC
Molecule: messenger RNA, 2731 nt
Organism: Cuscuta campestris
Lineage: Eukaryota; Viridiplantae; Streptophyta; Magnoliopsida; Solanales; Convolvulaceae
Source: the annotation of a GenBank genome assembly